CACUCACAGAGGACACACGAAAUGGCGUCAGCAGCUGAUUAUAGCACCUACAGCCAGGCUGGAGCCCAGCAGGGGUAUGGCUCCUAUGCAGCCCAGCCAGCUCCGGUAUAUGGACAAAGUACACAGAGCUAUGGUCAACAGGGGUAUGGAUCAUAUGGCCAGCCCAGUGAUUCCUCCUACACACAGACAGGGUCUUCUGCUGGGGCAUAUGGGCAGACUGCCUAUGGCACAUCCUAUGGGCAGCCACCUCCUGCAGAAGGGAAUACUACAGCAGGUUACAGUGCAGCCCCCACAGCUCCGCAAGGCUACAGUCAGCCUGUUCAGGGAUAUGGGGCGAGUGGAUACGACACCACGAGCGCCGCUGCCACCACGACUACGACUCCCACCUCUUAUGCCACUCAGCCGGCCUAUGGUGCCCAGCCGACCUACCCUGGCUAUGGUCAGCAGCCGGGCUCUGCUGCUCCUUCCAGAGCACAGGAGGUCAGCAAGCCACAGGAGACCCCCCCAGGCCAGUCUAACCCUCCCGGCUAUAGCCAAGGCAAUCUGGGGUACAGCCAGAAUAAUUACGGUUAUCCCCAGGUGCCUGGCUCUUACCCUCUGCAGUCAGGCAGUGCCCAGGCUUCCUAUGCUUCAACCAGCUACAGUGCCAGCACCCAACCCUCCAGCUAUGACCAGAAUACCUACACCCAGCCUGGCCGUUACAUCCAGCAAGGGGGGUAUGGACAGCAAGGAAACUACAGCCAGCAGGGCUCCUACAGCCAGCAGGGGAGCUACCAGCCGCCGCCGCCGCAGCAGCAGGCACCACCACCAACAAGUUACCCUCCCCCGUCCAGCUCCUAUGGGCAGCCGCCUCCUAAUCAGUACAGCCAGCAGGCCGGAAGCACUUACGGGCAGCAAAGUGACUAUAAUCCCCCCAGCCAGUACAAUAAAGGGAGUUACCGGCAGGAGCACCCCAGCGGCAUGCGCAGUGGCUUCUCCGGGCCGGAGCCCGGCGGUUUCCCAGGCCUGGGGGAGAGCCGCGGUAUGGGCGCGGCAGAUAGCCGUGGCCGUGGAAGAGGCGGCUUCGACAGGGGUGUCAUGAUCAGAGGAGGAGGGAGAGGGGGAAUGGGCCGAGGAGGAAUGGGCAUCGCUGGAGACAGAGGUGGCUUCAUUAAGCCUGGUGUAGGACCCAUGAAUGAUGGACCCAAGCCAGAUAUGGCUGUUCCAGAAGAAAUAGAUGACUCUGAAAACAGUACCAUUUAUAUUACUGGGCUUUCUGAAAGUGUAACUUUGGAGGAAGCUGCAGAGUUCUUUAAUUAUUGUGGAAUCAUUAGGAUAAACAAAAGGACAGGCCAGCCUGCAAUUAACAUUUAUACCGACAAGGAAACGGGAAAGCCAAAGGGUGAUGCUACACUCUCCUAUGAAAAUCCCCCAGAUGCCAAAUCUGCAGUUGAAUGGUUCGAUGGCAAAGAGUUCCAAGGGAAGAAGCUGAAGGUGUCCAUGGCCCGGAGGAAGGCCGUGGUGGGAAUGAUGCAUGGAGGAAUGCCCCCCCGAGAUGGCAGAGGCAUGAUGGGCCGGGGCGCUGACAGGGGUGGCUUCAUGCCCCGCGGGGGGCCUCGUGGAGGUGGACGGGGCGGCCCUUUGGGGAGCAACAUGCAGCAGAGAGCUGGAGACUGGCAGUGUCCCAACCCUGGCUGUGGCAACCAGAACUUCGCGUGGAGAAUGGAAUGUAAUCAGUGCAAAGCUCCAAAACCUGAAGGCUUUAUCCCACCUCCCUUUCCCCCACCAGGAGCUGACCGCGGCAGGGGAGGCCCCGGCAUGCGCGGCGGCAGGGGGAUGGACCGCGGGGGGCCCGGCCUGUUCCGGGGCGGCCGGGGCGGGGAUCGAGGCGGUGGAUUUCGAGGGGGCCGCGGGAUGGACAGGGGAGGCUUUGGAGGCGGCCGGCGAGGUGGUCCCCCCCCUAUGGACCAGAUGGGCAGCAGAGGCGCCAGGAGGGGCAUCGGAGCUCCUGGCAAAAUGGAGAUUAAAGGAGAGCACCGGCAGGAGCGCCGUGACAGACCAUACUGAAGUAAUGUGCAUUUGAAGAAUUCCCAUUGAAUACAGGAUUUAUUUUUUAAUAAUAAAAAAAUGUGGAAGGUGUUGUGUAACCUUGUGACAAGCUGUUUAAUGUUUUUUUUCUAUUUUAAACUGUAUCAACCCUCCCCGCUUUAUUCCAACCUUUAUUUCCUUUAUUAAAAAUGUUGAAAAGUGCAA
Molecule: messenger RNA, 2232 nt
Organism: Lepisosteus oculatus (spotted gar)
Lineage: Eukaryota; Metazoa; Chordata; Actinopteri; Semionotiformes; Lepisosteidae
Gene: ewsr1a
Product: EWS RNA-binding protein 1a
Biological process (GO): regulation of DNA-templated transcription
Cellular component (GO): nucleus
Molecular function (GO): RNA binding; transcription coregulator activity
Source: RefSeq, a predicted model, not a curated record